Molecule: messenger RNA, 3735 nt
Organism: Knipowitschia caucasica
Lineage: Eukaryota; Metazoa; Chordata; Actinopteri; Gobiiformes; Gobiidae
Source: the annotation of a GenBank genome assembly
AUGGCUCCAAAAGACGCGCUCCUGUCCGGGCUCGGGGGGCUUUCUUUUAAAGACGACCACUGCUCCGUGUCCCCGAGAGCCGCAGCAUGGAUCCACACACCUGGGUCUAAGAGCAGCGGGAGGAGGAGGGACGGAAUGCUGGCGCUGAGGACCGUGUGCGCGGUCCUGAUGCUGCUGAUGCAGAGCUGCUCAGCUGCUCAAGUUGACCUGAAGACCCAGGAGCAGACAGUGCCCCCCCACCUCACAGAUGCUCUGGAGACUGAACCUGUUAUGGAUGGAGCAGACACAACCCUCAAAGUGUUCUCCAAGGCCAAAUCCAUGUGGACUGAGACGGAGGAAGAGGUGCGCACAGGGGCAGAUGGGAAAGUUAUUGCAGAGUCAUUGACCGGAGCUCGGACCUGGACCGAAGUGGAGGCCGAGGUGGAUCAGUGGAGACCUGUGGACUCUGCUUUGCUGGGGCGAAGAGAAAAGGCCUCGUUUUCAUCGAUGAUCAGCAUGUUGGCAGGCACGGCGGAGAUGCAGGCUCCAGCUGCAGCCAAACGACUGGGGCUGCUUUCAAAAGCGUCUUGGACCAAAAGCUCCUCUUCAUCCUCAUCCAGAUCCUCCUCCACAACGACAACAAAAGCCCCCACCACCUCCACCACCUCUUCUAUAGUCAGCAGCACAAGCACAGCCAGGCCGACCCAGACCACCCAGACCACCCAGACCACCUCCCCAGAGAGUGUCAGCAACUCCUCGCAGAGCAACAGCAGCUUCACUCUGGAUGAUUCCGUGGCCAGCCUGCCAGCCUGGGACCUCCCCACUGUCCCAGAGUCUCUCUUAUCCACCGUGGGCGACCAUGACCUCACCCUCCCCGCCAACGUCACCAGCCCCACCAGCGCGGAAGAAAUUGCUCUACCAUGCAACAUCACUGAGAAGUACUACGUCAAGACAGUCUUAUCUCUUGAGCUGCGUAGAAAUCGCUUGGACCUGAUCUUGAAGCAGAACUUGUCCAAAGGACUGAGCCACGCCCUUCAAAGAGCCCUCAAUGACUCUUCAGCAUAUGCACAGGUGGAGCGUGACGACUGCGGGCCCCAUAAUGUGACCUUGGUUUACUACGUGACCAGUGGUAAAACUGUGUACAUCGCUUCUGUGGUGGUGGAAGCACUGAACGUCUACGGCUUUGACAAGUUGUUGUCAGAAAUACGGCAGCACGCGCCUCAGGUCAAAGCCGUGUUGGUCCCUGUGGCCGCGUUGAUGCCCAGUCCGAGCAUUCAUCUGCAGCUCAAAACAGUUUUGAGGUUUGUCGGCCCAACAGACCACAUCUAUUCCUGCAGUUUUAUUCAAACACUGGAGCGAAGGCUGGAAAAUGCAUUUGAGGAGGCUCAGGACAAAGUGUUGGAGACAUACAACAGGCUGAGUGUGGAGAUCCUCAGCGUCCAGCAGGACCCUGGCUCUCCCUCAGUCUCUCUCAUUUACCAUGUGAAAAACCAGGACCUGAUUCUCAAUGGGACCAUCGCAAGUGGACUUUUGAACCAGCUGACCGCCGAGUUAGUGGGCUACUUCCUCUUCUACCCGCCCUUCAUCAUUGCCGAGCCCCUCGAAUACCACAAUCUCAACACAUCGGCAGCGACCAAGAGUUAUUGGGUCAUAACAGUGAUCCAGGAUGUUGACAGCUCAUCCCUGGAGGCGAACUACCAGAGCUUUGCCAGCCUCAUGGAGCAGAGGCUGGCUGAGCUCUUCCUUGUGGCCGGAAGACAAAGCUCCCAGGCGACCCGCUCCCGUCGAGCCACUAAUGUUGGGGGUUACACCGUACAGAUGGUCAGCAUCCGUCGUUUGCCUGGUCCUAAAAACCCAGCAGAGUUGACAUACUACGCCCAGCACAAUGGAGCCCCCAUCACUGGGACCAGUGCGGCCAAGACCCUGAGCAGCCUGGACUCCCAAACCAUGGCGCUGACACUGGGAUACUUUGUACAAGUCCAGGCGGAACCUGUUGUAAAGAUGCCGCCCAGUGACCUGUGGAUCAUGGCCGUCCUCACCCCCCUGUUCUUGCUGGUGGUGGUUAUUGCAAUGGUCGCCUACAUCAUCUGCAAGAGGAACAGAGUUAUGUUUAAAUCCGGUCCAUUCAGAAGCUUCAAGUCGCGCUCCAAGACCUCAUACCGCAGAGAAAGCAGUUACCACCACCAGCCUGUCCAGGGAUUCGACUAUGCCAAGAAGCACAUGGGCCGCAAGGAUGAUGCAGCUUCAGGGACCAAAGAGACACAGGUGCUGAGUCUCCCCGUGAGAGACGCCCCCCUGUCCAUGUCUCUGGACAAGAAGGUCCAGGACGGGACCGGCAGCAAGAGACCCCCGUCUACAGACAUAAAAGGAGGGCGGUUGCCGAGCGAAGAGGACGGCUCCGUCUCCAGUAACGGCUCCGGGAAACUGAACACCGGGAAGAGCUCCUCCACCCGCAGGACGACCAGCGGCAGCAUCAGCAAGAGCGGCAAGGAGGAGCUGCACAAGAGGAGCGACUUAUAUGAGGACCAUUCCAGCUCUCUUCGCCUCAUCACCAUCAAACCUCUGACAGCUCAGCCCACCUACUCCUACCCCACAUCGUCAUCACACAGCCAGGACUCAGUGCUACCAAACGGAGAUGCAAACCACAAUGGGCUGAAGCCAAAGUCUGAAAUCGAGCACUACAGAAACAAACUGCGGCAGAAGCCCAGAAGAAAAGGAUACGGAGAGUUCUCCCUCUCUGAGACUGGCAGCCAUGGCCACGGCCGCCGCCAGUACAGCUGCGGCGGCCUGAAGGAGCCCAUGACGGCCGAGGAGAAGAGGGCCUCGUUCGCCGGCUGCCACAAGAGGUACUCUCACCCACGGGAGCCCACGUACUGGAGCAGACAGUCCCUGACCAGCCCCAGUCCUGUGGAGACUGAGAUGGACCUGCUCGUGCUGCGAGAGAGGUCCAGGAGGGGCAUACGCAAUAACGGCUAUGAUGGGGAGCCGGAGCCGUUUGAGGAGACAAACGUGGACCGUCUGAUGAGUUCUCUGGGCUUCACUGGAGUCUCCUCGGGCACCGGCAGCCUGGGGGUCAGAGCGCACCGCGGCUCAGACUCCUCCACACUCAGCUCGCAGCCCUCUAUCGAUGAGGUCCGAUCGCAGAUGCGCAUGUUGCUGGGAAACGCCUUCAGUCUGGCACCUCCGGACCACGACCCACCGUCUCCUCCAACUAAUCACCUCCGCCAUGCCCACAGCGCCUACAACCCAUCGCACGCAGGCCACUACAGUGACGGAGCGACUAGUGCCCCAGGGACCAUGAACCACCCCUGUGGAGGCCGGCAGCGCAGCGUUCCAUAUGAGGAUAUGCACCAAUGCAGCCUCCCAAAACCGGGAUUCCGGUUCACCCAGCUGCCUGACAUGGGCAUAGGGUCUCCACCUCCGCCCCUGGUCCCAUCGAGACCUCCACCGGGGACCUCAAUACGCCGUUCCACUCCCGACAUGAGCCUCAAGCCCCGUGUGACUGAGACCUCGGAUCUGCAGAGUCAACAACACAAUGGCGCCCCCUACCUGCCAUUGUCCAGAACUCCAUUCCCCGCUGUCACUGUCGAUCAGUCCAUCAGUACAUAUUCAGCCCGUCCUGGAUGUCCUACCCCCCCGAACCUGAAGACCUUCCCCGCCAGUGGAGCGACGCCCCUCAAAACUCACGACACCUCGAGACCAUUUGUUGAAGUGACAUGCCCCUCCAGUUCCCUAACCCCAGCCAUCGCCGUGUGA